Molecule: messenger RNA, 1620 nt
Organism: Plasmodium vivax (malaria parasite P. vivax)
Lineage: Eukaryota; Apicomplexa; Aconoidasida; Haemosporida; Plasmodiidae
Product: cloroquine resistance associated protein Cg8, putative
Exons: 2
Coding region: 595-1239 (214 amino acids)
Biological process (GO): mitochondrial electron transport, cytochrome c to oxygen
Source: RefSeq, a predicted model, not a curated record
CAAUUUAAUUGUCCCCCGCGAAGGGUAGUGUCACCCCACGGUAAGUACGCAACGUGCUUUGGAGGGUUUACCGCGGGAACAUAAGGAGAAGUUCCCCCCCCUCGCAUAUGUCGUCAUACAUGCUAUGCAUUCUGCGUAACUUUAUGGAGACCCAGUUGGAAAAAAAAAAGGACUCAAAUGAUGAACAUAUUUGCUGGGUUACCUUUACCGUCGAACAUAUAACCUCAACUGCACACCAGUCGCAAUUGCAAGAGGGGAACAGGGCGAAGUAGCAAUCAAGGGAAACACCAAACGAAUUAGCUCCCCUGAAGCAACAAAUGUUUGAGAACCCCGGUGCGCAAUUUUGUUCACCCCCUUUUCGGUCAGCACACAUUUUGGCCAUCUCGCCAUUAGGCUAGUACAUAUCUGUUCGUACCACCUGCGAAUGUGCACGUCGUAUAAGCGUAUGUCGUGUAUGCCGCGUAUGCCGCUUACACCACGUAUGCGUGUGCGCGUCUAGGGAGCUCCCCACUCUGUGCCGACGUUUGCGCGUGACCAAGCACAAUCGACGCAGCGAAACAGUUUUUCCCCCCCAAACAAAAGUGAAAAGUGAAGAUGCUGCUGCGACCGAAUGUGGCCAAGAAGUGUAACGCGAAGUGCCCAAGCUUCAUUUUUAAGAACAGAAAUGUUAACGGAAUACUCAAGAGGUAUGUCGCGUCGCAACCGUUGGGGGUAAAUCUGCCGGAACCCCCACCAAGGGAAUUUCUGCCAAAUGGGGAACCCAAAACGUAUCGCUUGAACCAGAGGUAUUACAACCAUAAGUACAAUUGGGAAAGAUGGACCUUAAGACCGGCCGGCGUCUUUCACACUUAUUUACAUGGAGAAUUCGCAAAAGAUCAUCGGCCCCUACUAGCGUGGUUACUACAGUACCCUUUGCCUUUGGCUUUUAUUCCCUAUUUUUUAUUUGCCUUUGGUUUGUCCUUUACAUUUCACCAUGUGUCCUAUUUGGGCAUAAAACCGAAGAGAUUUACCGUCGAGUGGGUGGAGGCUAAUAAGGAGAGAGAACGAGCUGAAAACACCAACCCGAUUACGAGGUACCUCGAUCGGAGAAGAAAAGAAAGAGGACCGCACUGGAUUUUGGAGGACUUUUUGCCUGCUCACCCGUGUUACCUACAUAUGAGUAAGUAUCACCACGAUACGGAGCUUUUGCGAAAGAGGGAGGAAGAGGCUGCAGAGAAGGGCGAAGCCGGCGGGGAUUAGUCGCAUGGAGCGGGAUGAUCGCAGACUACACUGCUGAAUAAGCGGCGCGGCAAAUCUGCGAUCGUUGCGCUGUUGAGUGCGUGUCCUCCAUCAGUUUCGCUAAGAAAUCGCGACGGUGUUUAUGCAGCCCUGCAUAUGCUCAUCUUUAAUUAUAAUCGCGCUAGAGAACACCGCGACAUGGGGGACGCACCAGUGAAAAAUGAGGCAGAUAAGCGCACACGCAAGUACGCACGUACAAACGUACAAGCGUACACCGUAUGUGCAGCCAGCGAAAUUCAUCUACAUCCACUUCGCUUCCGUGAACCUCUUUUUUUUGUACGUCUUUCUAGACCGAUUUAAGCGCGCGCUCACUCGUGGCGGGGAUGCUUCCGCGUCGAACUG